CGGCCGCUGCCGCCUUCGCCGUUGCAGAGCCGCCUUCGCCGCCGCCGCCGCCGCCGCCGGGGCCAGCGGGGCCAGCGGGGCCACCGGCGACAUGUACGGCUUCGUGAAUCACGCCCUGGAGCUCUUAGUGAUCCGCAAUUACGGCCCCGAGGUCUGGGAAGACAUCAAAAAAGAAGCCCAGUUAGAUGAAGAAGGGCAAUUUCUGGUCAGAAUAAUCUACGAUGAUUCCAAAACAUAUGAUCUGGUUGCUGCUGCAAGCAAAGUUCUUAAUCUUAAUGCUGGAGAAAUCCUCCAAAUGUUUGGAAAAAUGUUUUUCGUGUUUUGUCAAGAAUCUGGUUAUGACACAAUCCUCCGUGUACUGGGCUCCAAUGUCCGAGAAUUUUUGCAGAACCUGGACGCUCUACACGACCACCUGGCUACUAUCUAUCCAGGUAUGAGGGCACCUUCCUUUAGGUGCACUGAUGCCGAAAAGGGCAAAGGACUCAUCCUGCAUUACUAUUCUGAGAGAGAAGGACUCCAAGAUAUUGUCAUUGGAAUCAUCAAAACGGUGGCUCAACAGAUCCAUGGCACGGAAAUCGACAUGAAGGUCAUUCAACAGAGGAAUGAAGAAUGCGACCAUACCCAAUUUUUGAUUGAAGAAAAGGAGUCUAAGGAGGAGGAUUUUUAUGAAGACCUUGACAGAUUUGAAGAAAACGGUACCCAAGAAUCACGCAUCAGUCCUUACACUUUCUGCAAAGCUUUCCCUUUUCAUAUAAUAUUCGACAGGGAUCUGGUGGUCACUCAAUGUGGCAAUGCCAUUUACAGAGUGCUCCCUCAGCUUCAGCCCGGGAAUUGCAGCCUUUUGUCCGUUUUCUCCCUGGUGCGACCUCAUAUAGAUGUUAGCUUCCAUGGGAUCCUUUCACACAUCAACACAGUUUUUGUGCUCAGAAGCAAGGAAGGAUUGCUGGAUGUGGAGAAGCUAGAAUGCGAAGAUGAAUUGACUGGGACUGAGAUCAGCUGCUUGCGUCUAAAAGGUCAAAUGAUCUACUUACCUGAAGCUGAUAGCAUUCUUUUCCUGUGUUCUCCAAGUGUGAUGAAUCUGGACGAUCUGACAAGGAGAGGUCUGUACUUGAGUGACAUCCCAUUGCAUGAUGCCACACGCGAUCUUGUCCUUUUGGGAGAGCAGUUCCGAGAAGAGUACAAGCUGACUCAAGAACUGGAAAUCCUGACAGACAGACUGCAACUUACACUGAGAGCUCUGGAAGAUGAAAAGAAAAAGACAGACACACUGCUGUACUCUGUCCUGCCACCUUCUGUCGCAAAUGAGCUGAGACAUAAGCGCCCCGUGCCUGCCAAGCGGUAUGACAAUGUGACCAUCCUCUUCAGUGGCAUUGUUGGGUUCAACGCUUUCUGUAGCAAGCAUGCAUCUGGGGAAGGGGCCAUGAAGAUUGUGAAUCUUCUAAAUGACCUUUACACCAGAUUUGACAUCCUGACCGAUUCCCGGAGAAAUCCAUUCGUUUAUAAGGUGGAGACUGUCGGGGACAAGUAUAUGACAGUGAGUGGUCUGCCGGAGCCAUGCAUCCACCAUGCCCGAUCCAUUUGUCACCUGGCCCUGGACAUGAUGGAAAUUGCCGGCCAGGUUCAGGUCGAUGGAGAGUCUGUUCAGAUAACAAUAGGAAUUCACACGGGAGAGGUAGUGACAGGGGUCAUAGGUCAGAGGAUGCCUCGAUACUGUCUCUUUGGAAACACCGUUAAUCUCACAAGCAGAACAGAAACCACUGGAGAGAAAGGGAAAAUCAAUGUGUCUGAAUAUACCUACAGAUGUCUCAUGACAUCAGAUAAUUCAGACCAGCAAUUCCAUCUGGAGCACAGAGGACCGGUGUCCAUGAAGGGUAAAAAAGAACCAAUGCAAGUUUGGUUUCUGUCCAGAAAAAGUACGGAGGCUGAGGAUGUCAAGCAAGAAGUAUUCUGAAGUGUGGGGCCCCGGAAGAAGAUGACAAUCUGGGGAUAUUCCUGUUCCCUGUCACCUGCCCAGCCCAACGGCAAUGAUAAAAUGGGGCUCUACA
Molecule: messenger RNA, 2045 nt
Organism: Ornithorhynchus anatinus (platypus)
Lineage: Eukaryota; Metazoa; Chordata; Mammalia; Monotremata; Ornithorhynchidae
Gene: GUCY1B1
Product: guanylate cyclase 1 soluble subunit beta 1
Exons: 14
Coding region: 92-1951 (619 amino acids)
Biological process (GO): cGMP biosynthetic process; response to oxygen levels
Cellular component (GO): guanylate cyclase complex, soluble
Molecular function (GO): heme binding; guanylate cyclase activity
Source: RefSeq, a predicted model, not a curated record